GGCUCUUCGUCCACCUCGUUGCGACCAAGGACAGUGAGAAGAGCGCGCGUGCAUAUAUAACCGGGCGAACAGCGUUGGUCAUUCAGUUGAGCUCGCACUGAACAGUCGCACAGUUUCACAGUGCUCCUAUCCCCUUCUUACUUUAUAGUACAAACUCUUCCAAUACCAUUCGACAUGAAGGUUCUGAUCCUGUGCGGACUCCUUCUCGCUGGUGCCAUCCUUGCUGAGGCUGGCGGCCAGGAAUUGUGCGCGCUGGACCAUGACCAAAUCAAGAAAGUCCUGACGUGCAUGGGAGAGCACGUCAAUUCUGAGCUCAAGGGCAAGGCGAAGGAGAUCAUCACCAGCCAGGGUGACAACCUGGCUCAGCUUGUCAAGAGGCAGUGCGAGGCGGAAGUGGACUUCCUUGAGCUGCUGAAGACCGCGUUCUCCGAGGAAGAAGCAGCGGCUAUUAAGAAGGCUUACAGUGAAUGCAAGCCCGCUGGCCGUUAAAGUGGUUCCUAAUACCAGUGAUCUAUUCGAUGGACAUCCCAGAAGUGCAAAACUGUGUUUUUUUAGGAUGCUAGAGUACAUACCGAAAUAAAUGAGAAGUGAGUGGACUCACGUGCUUGUAUUGUCACUUUCGUAUUCCCUAAGAACAGAAAAUGAGCACAACAAAAAAAAGCAACCGU
Rhipicephalus sanguineus (brown dog tick) is the source of this 668-nucleotide messenger RNA. RefSeq lists its product as uncharacterized. The transcript is spliced from 5 exons. Lineage: Eukaryota; Metazoa; Arthropoda; Arachnida; Ixodida; Ixodidae. Bases 175 to 489 code for a protein of 104 amino acids. The record is from RefSeq and is a predicted model, not a curated record.